Molecule: messenger RNA, 599 nt
Organism: Periconia digitata
Lineage: Eukaryota; Fungi; Ascomycota; Dothideomycetes; Pleosporales; Periconiaceae
Source: the annotation of a GenBank genome assembly
UUGCAUGCAAUCAUUCCUCCAUUUGUUCAACCCAUGUGCAUGUGCGUCUGCGUAUCCCUUGCUAUCAAUUCAUUUCAUUUAGAUUCCGCCGUCCAUGUUUGAUGACCUCCUUCUGGAUCACCACUCCGCCCACAGCGGCUUGGACCGCAGAAAAGCACAUGUACCAUCAGCCCCAAGCCAGACCUUCCGCAUGUGCUGCAUUGGGUCCGGAACCCCCGUCCACUCUCCAACUUCCAAGAGUCCUUUGGUGGAAUAAGGUUGCCAAUUGGCCUUCGGCUAUCAUACGUCUUACCGAGCUCCAGACGAGAGGGAGUCAAAGGGCGAGAAGGACAAAGACACAUAUGCAGGUGGUUACAGGAAAAGUCAGGCGCAACACAAAUGCUGCGCACAUCCAAGGGCACAUUGAACAUACGUAUGUAUCAGCGAUACCUCUUUUCCCGGCGCUUGGACGUGGCUCUCAGCUUGCGACCGCCAUUGUCAUCGGACAAGGCCUAUCCGGGACGGAGGCGGUCUUAAGGCUUUUCGCGAGUAAUAAGAUGCACCGUGGACCAUGGAGCACCGGCCUAGUAGCAUCUCCAAAAACACUGCCAGACGAGUAG